UAGAUCGCGCUUAUUUGUCUCCUCCCACACGAAUCAGGCGAACAACCGAAGAAGGGAAACGAUUCUGAAUUCCAGAAAUGCAAUCAAGACUAGCAACCACCGCCGUAAAUAGGUCGUGUUGGGCUGUCUCCGCUGCCCACUAUCAGUCUCUAUUUCGGAGACUUGCGGCGGUCUCCGGUAGUGGCAGGACUGCUGACCCUGCAGUUCACUAUACAGACGAGAGAGAAUUUAAUCCAGCCGUCGAGUAUGGGGAAGCUGAGGGAAUAGAGAAGGUUGCGAAGGCUAAACCUGCCAAACAAGAACCUAAAACAGAGGAAAAAUCAAUCGGAGGAAUAGAUCCACUUGUCCCUCCGAAGCCACCAUCUGCCCCAUUUCCUCGUCUCGAGAGCACACCAGCGAACAUCCCAAUCGAACCAAUUAUUCAACAAAAGCGCAAAUCCACGACGGCCCCAGAACUUGAAGAGGUAAGUUGUGCAGGGCUAGAUGGAACGCCAUGGCCUGAGGACGCAGAGAGAGGAUACAAAACAGAGGAUGACAAGGAAUACUUUGGGCAUCACAAGGCAUCUCCGUUGUCGGAGAUUCAGGUGGUUGACACCAGAAAGCCUAUAACGCAGGCUACGGAUGGAACUGCCAAUGAAGAGGAUGAUCGGAUUCUGACUUCUUGGCUGCCGGAGCAGCUCGACACUGCCGAGGAGGCACUAGAGAGAGCGAGCAGGAUUUGGAAAGAGAAUGCAAUGCGAGGUGAUCCGGAUACGCCGCACGGGAGGGUUUUGAGGGUUAUGAGAGGGGAGUGGUUUUGAGACUUAUUUUCAUUGUUAAUCCCAACGUGUAAUGGUAAUGACUAAUUUUCAUUUUUUUCUUGUGUUCUCGCUUUGAAUGAGAAAUGACGUUGUGAAUACAAAUUCUUCCUGAGAAUGCUUGUCCAUUUA
This is a messenger RNA of Tripterygium wilfordii, 929 nucleotides long. RefSeq lists its product as uncharacterized. NCBI's taxonomy places the organism in Eukaryota, Viridiplantae, Streptophyta, Magnoliopsida, Celastrales, Celastraceae. The transcript is spliced from 2 exons. The record is from RefSeq and is a predicted model, not a curated record. Bases 78 to 800 code for a protein of 240 amino acids.